Molecule: messenger RNA, 2043 nt
Organism: Cottoperca gobio
Lineage: Eukaryota; Metazoa; Chordata; Actinopteri; Perciformes; Bovichtidae
Gene: g6fl
Product: g6f-like
Biological process (GO): T cell activation; interleukin-15-mediated signaling pathway; positive regulation of ERK1 and ERK2 cascade
Cellular component (GO): membrane raft; external side of plasma membrane
Molecular function (GO): protein tyrosine kinase binding; MHC class II protein binding
Source: RefSeq, a predicted model, not a curated record
UCCUUAGAAAGGUCACAGAGUUGGAGAGACAGCUGGUGUCGUGAGAGUGUUUUUAAUUUACUUUCAAUGUGUCAUGGAGUCUGCUUUUCUCUCCGUUAUCUUUGUUUCUUUCAUUGCGGUAUGUUCCUCUCACUCUGGCAUCAAAGACUGGGAGGAUGUUGUGGUGGCUCGAGAGGGCAUUCCCACCGUCUUGUUCUGUACUGAUACGACAGUGAAGGGUCCCGUGGUCAUCAACUGGAUGGUGAAGUCACUCGCUGUGGAUCAAUGGAAACUGGUUCUCUCAGCCAGCAAAAAGAAAAAGUUCCACGGUGGCGCCUCGAAGACGUCCAUGCGAUUGAUUGACCCUAACUUUCAGGACAGCGGGGUGUUCUCUCUGUUCUUUCAUCCCAGAAGGGAGGACAGCGGUCUCUACUCAUGCUUGAUAAAGCAACACGAGAGGAACGUGAGGGAGAAGAUUAUCCUCUUAGCCAUCCUUACAGUCACGGUUGUCCCCGCUGCACCUAUUCCUCAGCACAGCACCGUGCGGCUGAUUGCCCGAGUUAAUCCUGACUUCGCUGUCACCAACAUCACCUGGGCAACACCUGGAGGCAUGUCCAUGAAGAGCGAGAAAAAGCCAAACACAGGCACCGUGGCCAAACUGCCAGGGGUCCAGAACAGGGACAGCGGGACAUACGUCUGUACUGGUCUCCCGUCGGGUAACAGCAGCAACGGCCUUCUGGCCUUCUACGUGGACGUGACUGUUGAUGCUGACAAUGUGGCCUCAUUCACCAAUAUAACAUAUGAGAGAGAGAUCUCCACCGCCACUCAGGCUCAGACACCCUUCCCCCUGACCUGUCCUGUUGUCCAGGGGGACUGCGUCCGGCUGUACUGGCGCCCUCCAGACAAAAAGAAGCACAAUGACAUGAUUCUGGUGUACCUUUACGACCGCUGGAGGGGUUCCACCUUUAUGUCUGACAAAAGCAAGAGUCUCCAGUUCGCAGGCCCGCCCUACAACGCAGAGGCCGGGAGCUUCUCCUUUCUGCUCACCCCUGUUUUUAAAGAUGGCGGCCUCUACAUCUGUGAAGUGUUACUCAAUGACAACGCCUUCAGCUUAAGCACCGUGCUCAGCGUGCUGACAGUUAAAACCAAACCUUCCUCCUCAACGCUGGAAUUGGGGUGUGCGUACUCAGAGAGGUCCCAGGUCCGAAGUGCAACUUGGAAACACCAGGAUAAGACUCGCCGGCUGAAAAUGUUCAGCAAAGGUCCUGGCAGUAUCGCCACUGUUCUGCCCUUACCCGUCACUUUCGACACGGCCGGGAACUACACCUGCAUCCUACAGCUGAAGAACGGGCAGACCGUCCAGGCAACGCAAGCUGUCUCACUGGCCUAUAAAGCCUCCCUGCCCCCUUCUCUUUCUGCUUUAUUACUCCUGGUGCCCCUGGUUGCUGCGGCUGUCGGUGUGUUGCUAUGGAGACAGAAACACAUUUCUGAUCGAGGUAUUGAGCAGUCUCUGACUGUCCAGUCGGGUGAAGUGGAGAACAUCUAUGAGAAUCCUGAGGAUAUCAGACAGGCUCCUCCCCAGGGCUCAGUCUACAUGGAUUUGAAGCCAAGAGGAGAGGAUGAUGUCUAUAAGGAACUGGAGCGAUACUAACAUUGUCAGAGCUGAUCACCUACCCACAUCUCAUCCUCAUCCAACUGUCACAUCCACUCAGUUCCCAGCUGCAGCAAAAGGCCUUUAUAAACAAAAGUAACAACAGAAUGUCAGAGUUGGGAUUGGAAGAAAAACUUUAAUGCUUCAGGGAAAUGCAUGCUUUUUUUAUUUAUUCUAAGCUAUUGCUCUUGAUAAGUUCUUUAUUACUGAUUUGCUUUGACUUCACAUAGAGGAGAAGGGGGGAGAUUUUCACAUAAGGCUAUAAAAUGUGUUCCAAAUGUUUGGAAGUGAAUAUGUUAUAUUGUCUCUUAUUUACUUAAGCAUUUGGUUUUGUUGUUUAUCAGCUGUCUUGUUAUUCUAUAGAUAUCUGUAUUUAAGGAUAUGCACUUCUAAAUAAACGUGUCUGUAAUGUU